This is a messenger RNA of Tetrahymena thermophila SB210, 1347 nucleotides long. RefSeq names its product zinc carboxypeptidase family protein. The transcript has 2 exons. The record is from RefSeq and is a predicted model, not a curated record. NCBI's taxonomy places the organism in Eukaryota, Ciliophora, Oligohymenophorea, Hymenostomatida, Tetrahymenidae.
AUGAUCAAUCAUGCUCUCGAUUUACCUUUGGGAAAAGACCUAAUCAUAAAGCAAUAUUAAUAGAUAUCAUAAAUUUAGUAACUUAGAUCUUUGAUUAUUGAAAACAAAAAUAAUAAACUUGACUCUUCAGUAGAAUAAAAAUUUAAAAACUUCAUUUCAGAAUUAGAACUAAAAAAAGAUUAAAAUACAGAAUAACUUCAAAAAUUACUAGAGAAAAGUACUUAAUAGUAAUAAUUAGUUAAUUACGAAUAUCCUAAUAUGAUCAAAUAAUAAAUCUUUUCUUUUAUUGAUAAAAUCAACUUCUUUGAUAGUGAUUUAAUUAAUAACACAAAUAGCAAUAGCAGGGAUUAACCUUAAAAACUUUAUAACAUUUGUGAUAAAUUAUUGCCCUUAAUUUCUAAUAAAUCUAAUUAUUGCUCUGAUGAUUUUUUAAAUUUUGUUAGAAGCUAGCUGGAAAAAUUGGAUUGCUUGUUUGAAAAAUUCUGUAAUGAAAAUAUGUUUUAAUAAGGGAAAGAGCCAAUAAAAUUUGAUUAGAUAAAUGAGUAAAAAAUGAAUGAUAUUAAUGAAUAUGUUAAUCAUUAAAUUUAAUUACAAAAUGAUUAGAAUUAUUUGUUUUAGAUAUAGUAAUCUCCAUUCAUUUAAGACAUAGAAAAAAUUGUAAAAAGCAAGAUUAAUUUUCUUAAUUUAGAUUCUUAAUAAAUAUUAAGUGAAUACUUUAAAGAAACUUAUCCAUUUGUGAAAAAUAAUUUAAAUAUUUAACAAUUUUACUAAAAAGAAAACUUUUAAUUGCUAAAUUCAAUCAACGAAGAAACAAUAAACGAUCUUCUUUUGUUAUUGAAAGAAAAAUAACUAAUUGCAAAUAAUGAAAAAUAAAGCUAAACUUUUAAAAUUAAAGAUAAUCCAUUAUUUAGAACUUAUAAAAGUUAUGAACUUGAAAGAAUUCUAAAAGAAUUUCCUAUUUUUGAUAUAAUUCAAAAAAAAAAAGACUAAAUAGACAUUUUAAAAGACUUAUAGUUAAUAAAAAGUUAAUUAAAUGAUGGAGAUAAGAGAAUUUUUAUUUAACAAAUAAUUGAUUAAAAUUCAAUCGAAAUUAAUUUAAAUGAAGAAAAUUACUAAGGAUAAAAUAUGGUAUUAGAAUAAGGAAGCAUAGUUGAAUGUAGAAUAUGGUUAGGCGGAUAAAUAUUUUAAAUUCUUGAUUAUCCAAAAUAUGACUGUCAAGUAACUCUUGAAAAUGAAAGAUUAGCAUAGCUUUCAAUAAUUGAUGAUUUCAAAUUUUUUUUAUUAGUUAACUCUAAUAUUUAAUAUGCAAUAACUGAUGCUUUUAUAGUAGAAGAUUUCAAUAGUUGA